Messenger RNA from Plasmodium yoelii, 1626 nucleotides. RefSeq lists its product as uncharacterized. The transcript has a single exon. Gene Ontology annotation, molecular function: transmembrane transporter activity. Gene Ontology annotation, biological process: transmembrane transport. The record is from RefSeq and is a predicted model, not a curated record. Gene Ontology annotation, cellular component: membrane. The coding region runs from base 1 to 1626 and encodes 541 amino acids. Lineage: Eukaryota; Apicomplexa; Aconoidasida; Haemosporida; Plasmodiidae.
AUGAAUGCCGAUUCCUAUACCCAAAACAGGAAAGCGAGUUUCCCAAUAAAUAAUGUGCUAGCAGAAGAAACGGAAAAACUAGUUGAAACAUAUAAAUAUGAAGAUGACGUAGAUGACAUUUUAAAAAAAGGGGCUUCAAAAUUUAAAAGAAAUGGAAAAAAUAGUAUGGCAUUUCAUAAAUCUUUGGCUGUAGUAAACGUAGCAGCAGGUUUAGAUGGAUGUGAUGAUCAAUUAUUACCAGCAAGUUUUAGAGCGUUAGAAGCAGAUUUAAAUUUGCAUCCAUCUCUAUUAGGAUAUAUAACACUAGCCCAAACAUUAAUGUUAAGUUUAUUUAGUCCAAUAUGGGGUUUUUUGUCAGAUAAAUAUUCAAGAAAAUGGAUGUUAGUAUUUGGUACAGCAUUGUGGGGAUUAGCAACAAUAUUUUUAGCAAAUAUAAAUGACUUUGCACAUAUAAUAAUUUUUAGAGCAAUAAAUGGAUUAGCUUUAGGUAGUAUUGGUCCGAUAUCACAAAGUAUAUUAGCAGAUGCAGCAAAAAAUGAAUCUUUAGGAUUAUCUUUUGGUAUUGUACAAUUAUCUUCUAGUAUUGGUCGAUUAAUUGGAGGUGUCGUUACGACUACCGUUUCGAUGAAAUAUUUUGGAACAAUUCGAGGUUGGAGAUUAUGUUUUAUUAUAGUUGGUGCAUUAAGUAUAUUAUUAAGUAUUAUUGUUGCACUUUUUGUGGAAGAUGCACCGAGACAAGUAAGAAUAAAUAAAAAAGAAACAAAUUCAUAUAUGGAAGAAAGUAUAAUUGAUAAUAAUAAUGAAACAAUAGUAGAACCCAAACGAAGUCAAUCAUAUAUGUUAUAUCAAAAUGUUAGAGAGAUGCUUAUAGAUAGUUUGUCUAAAAAAAGUAUAAUAAUAAUAUUGUUAGAAGGAUUUACUGGUACAAUUCCAUGGCUAGCUUUAAGUUUUAAUACAAUGUUUUUUCAAUAUUGUGAUUUAAGUGAUUUACAAGCAGCUGUAAUAACAGGGUUUUUAUUAAUUGGGUCCGCUUUAGGAGGAGUAUUAGGAGGUCAUUUUGGUGACAUAAUGCACAAUAUAUCAAAUAAACAUGGUCGACCUUUUUUAGGUCAGCUAGCUAUGUUUGGUAGAGUACCGUUAGUUAUAUUAACAUAUUUAGUAAUACCUAAAAGAAAAGAAAGUUUUGAAUUAUUUGUUUUAUCUUGUUUUUUUUUGGGUUUGUCAUCUAUAGCUGGAGUAGCAGUUAAUAGACCAAUUGUAUCCGAUAUUAUAAGACCAGAUUAUAGAGGUACUAUUUUUUCACUAACUAUAGCUAUUGAAGGUGUCGGAUCCUCAUUAAUAGGUGCACCGUUAUUUGGUUAUUUAGCUGAAGAAGUAUUUAAUUAUAGAAAUAACAAUUUGUUAAUUUCUGAUAUGACUACAGAAUUUAGAAGUCAUAAUGCAGAAGCUCUUUCAAAAACAUUGUUAUAUCUUACUGCAGUACCAUGGAUUUUGUCUUUUAUUUUUUAUUCUCUUCUCCAUUUUACUUAUGGUGCAGAAUAUUUAAAAAUGAAUCAAAUCAUUGAAUCAGAAUACAAAUAUGAUGAUGAAGAUGACGAGACUAUGGCAGAUAAAGUUAUGUCAUAA